AUGAUUUUUGAGCCAGUCCUUAAAAAAAGUCGCCGCACACUCACUCACAGUACAGGAUGACGAUAAACAACAUGAAACACAUAGAAAAUGGUUUCAAGAAAAUACUUAAGAAAAAUGGCGACCUGAGGCAGACAUCAGCUGAAAAUUGUCAAUUCAUACUGUUUUUCUGCUACAUUGCUUCCCGCGCUGGAACAGACAUCAAGGCUGCACUAGAUGAACUUGAUAGUUUUCAAGUUCACAAACCAGUCAUCCUGGUGGUGUUCCAUCACACGUUUGACCAUGAGAAAAUUAUACUGGACAGCAAUGCAGCUAUUAACAGGGAGCAAACACGUGCAGUGGACUGUCUGUUCUAUGAGACUGAAAUAUUGCAAUGUCAGAGGAAUUAUGAUGCAGUUGAUCAAAUAGCAAAAUACCUAAGAUCACAGAAACUAUCCCGUUAUGCAUGUUUAAAAGAACAUGAUGAACAUGUUUCAGUAGAGAAUUCCCCCUUAAUCUGUUCGCAAGAACCCCCUACGUGCUGCAUUUGCUCGAAUCGCAUGUGUCCGAAAUUCUGUAAUUGGAUAUGUCGGAAUUUGCAGAAUUACUGUAAUUGCAUAUGCUGGAUGUGUCCGAAUUACUGUAAUUGGAUAUGUUGGAUGUGUCUGAAUUUCUGUAAUUGGAUACAUCGGAUAUUGCAGAAUUUCUGUAAUUGUUUAUAUCCGAUGUAUCUGAAUUUCUGUAAUUGCAUGCGUCAGAUUUUUUAGAAUUACUGGAAUUGAGUGCGUCGGAAGCAUCAGAAUUGAUUAACAAAUUUUGAAUAAAAGAUUUGCAAAUUUUUAGUUAAUGUCUUUGUGAUAAGGCUGAAAUGGUUAUCUGAGAAUCAAGUACUGUGCAUGACUAUUUGAACUGAAGUUUAUAAUUAUGAUAUAGAUGUAACAAUUUUUUUUCAGUUUAAAUAGACAUCUCUUUUGUAAUUAAUGCUGAUACCUGUAAAUGUGAUACUAUACAAAUGAAUUUAAAUGUUAUAUACAAAUAUGCUAUAUAAAUUACUUGUGUGUAUAAGUAUCUACUAGGCAUGUAAAUGUACAUUUACUCAAUAAAACUAUGGCAACAGACUAAGCAAUGUUAUUAUUUAAACAAAGCUAUUUUUAGAAUUAGGUGUAAUUUUAAAAAUAAAGUUGAAAGGACCAUUGUGUGA
This is a messenger RNA of Triplophysa dalaica, 1177 nucleotides long. RefSeq lists its product as uncharacterized. The record is from RefSeq and is a predicted model, not a curated record. The transcript has 5 exons. NCBI's taxonomy places the organism in Eukaryota, Metazoa, Chordata, Actinopteri, Cypriniformes, Nemacheilidae. Bases 57 to 743 code for a protein of 228 amino acids.